GAAGGGCUAACUGGACCAGAUUAGAGCAGAGCAGUUAACCAUGUACAAGAAAGAGUUGAUACACAUGGGGUCAUUGAUAUUUGUAUAGUUGUCAGCGACACUGGAAAAUGAGACACACAUAAUUACUCGGAGAUGGGUGACACCGGCUGCAAAUCAGAGCAAGAAAUACCGAAGAACCAAAGUCUGAAAGAAAUAUGUUUCCUGUCUGUGAAGAAGCAUUUUGCUGCUUUGAGAAUUGGAGCAGUUCUCGAUCUCCCAGCACCUCUUAUUCAGGAUCUUCUUCCUCACCUGACUAUAUGUCAGCUGGAUGAGCUUCAGCCUGCCCUCAAUCAGAGAGGGAUAUCCACUCUCUCUGGAUGGGUUGGAGUCCUACAGGACAUCUGUGGCCCUAACUACGCAGUGGACUUACACACAGAAGAAGCAGCCAAACAUGAAGUUAUGAGAAUACUUUUCCCACUAGUGUUGUAUGGCUUCAAGAACAAGUACAUCAACAGAAACUUGAACAAUUUAAACACUCCAUCCUUCCUGUGGGCUGCAGCCAAGUGUAUCAAACAUUUUUUGCUUCUUUCAAGUGUGCCUAAGGGUGUUUGUAUUUUGACUGCAGAGCAGCAGCCUCUUCUGAACCUCUUAGAGAAGCAAAUCCAGAGUAUUAGUAUAUCUCAGUCUGUUGAUCUGUCGAAACAAAAGACACAAAUUGCGUUGUAUAUUCUCCACCGCCUGAUAGAUCAUGGGCUGGCUACAAAACUUGUUGUUGAUGUGCAGUGUCCUAUCAUGUUGGCCUGGCUCCUUCAUGAAAGGGGAUGUCAGUAUGUAGACCCGUCGCUCAAUAACCUAAUGCACAGUAGUAGAGGAAACUGUAUUACACAAGCUGCUUCAGCCAGUUUGCAGGAGGCCAGUUGCUUUGCAGGUCUUGAGACCAGGGCUUCACAUGGUCAGGAUUAUGAUGUCAGUCCAUGCAAGUGUUUAAAGCUGAACUCUUUCGAGGAGGAGGCAUCGGGAAAAUUUCCUGUGGAUCCGGAGUCUCUCUGUAGAACUUUUACUCCACGUAAAAGUCCCUUGGCAGUGGCUUGUCCUCGAGGACAGAUAGAUUGUCUGGAGAUCAGACAGUGUGGGUCAGACUCCCUCAAGGUCCUGAAUGGUGCCCUCCCCACGUUUUUCUGCCUUCGCUCUCUGACUCUUCAAAGCAUUUCAGCCUUUAGCGACCUUGAUGUAUUGUCCCUGGCCAGAGCACUGAAACGCCUGUCUGACGGCUCCUGCAACCGCAUCACUGACCUGAGCAUCAGCGUUCUGCCAAACUCCAGGUUUGUUGAGAUCCUGCUGGACUCAAGCCCCAACUUGACAUCCCUGCAUGUGGAGAUCCAUACAGUGAUGUGGGGACCAUGCUUCUUACUAGACCCCAUGUCUGCAGAGCCAGACGUGCCUAAACUACAAACUAAAGCAGAGUUCCCUCUGGAGAAGCUAACAAUCAAAAUAGCUGAACUCCAGACAGAUGUGCACUUCAUGAUAUGUUUGCUGAGACGGUCUCCAUAUCUCACCUUUCUUCAUGUAGCUGGGAUGAGAUUACCCACAGGCUUCUCUCAAAGCCAAUUUCUUACCACAUUUUCAGAGUCAAAUUGUUGUUUGAGGGUCCUCAAACUGGAGGACAUGAAGCUGUCUGAUUGCCUCCCUGACAUCCUAAAUCUGCUGAGAGACUGCAGGCUGGAAGAGCUGCACUUGAAUGACUGCCGCCUCCUGGAGAGCUGUAGUGACAAAGAAGAGAGUCUACGGCAGCUUGUGGUUGCUCUGAAGGCAGUACCUACUCUCCGCACACUGAGCCUGGCUCAAAAUCGCCUUGCUAAGUACACGUGUGUGUUGGUAGAGCUCUUCUCAGGAUCCUCACCUAGCUUGGUGAAACGACUUGAUAUCAGCUCAAACUUCAUUCAGGCUGCUGAGCUACAGGAGUUUGCUGAGAGAUUGAGGACACAUCACCCCGUGCAUCAGCUGACCCUCGACCUCCGGAAAAACCCAGGAGAUCGGGACCCUGCCACAUGGAACUUGGCACUUAAGAUACUCCGCCCAUUCUGUAUUGUGCUGCUUGAAGGAUGGAAAUCCACCAACACUAUGGUAGACCAUGUGAGCAACAUGUGAACACGGCUACGAAAGAACCAAAUAUUCCAUGCAGGAGAGACAUGUAACUGUAAAGAUUCAGGACUUUCUAGAAAAUGCUUUUUUUUUUUGCCAGAGCAGGGUGACUGUGGUUACUUUAACAUCAUUUGCUAUGAAUCCCCAGGCUGAAUGUUUAAGAAAACCCUCAAAGUCUCAUGAAGUCAUGCAGCACGAGUCCCUCUCAGCUGUCUGUCUGAAAGAUUGUUUGUAGCAGUGAUUCUAAAAGAAUUUGAAUCCAAAACUGUGCCUCUGCUGUGCUCUGAGGGUUUAGAAGUUCAAAUGACACAUGAUUAUAGAACACUGAGUGUUCUGCUCUACAAUGAGAUGUGUAACACCAUGUUAGUUUGCCAUUUGAAUUGUUUAUUAAACCAGCAUCUGUUACACUUCCA
Messenger RNA from Archocentrus centrarchus (flier cichlid), 2534 nucleotides. It is a transcript of the gene lrrc41, whose product is annotated as leucine rich repeat containing 41. The record is from RefSeq and is a predicted model, not a curated record. The transcript has 10 exons. NCBI's taxonomy places the organism in Eukaryota, Metazoa, Chordata, Actinopteri, Cichliformes, Cichlidae. Bases 133 to 2127 code for a protein of 664 amino acids.